This is a messenger RNA of Triplophysa dalaica, 5350 nucleotides long. RefSeq names its product Rap guanine nucleotide exchange factor (GEF) 5a (gene rapgef5a). NCBI's taxonomy places the organism in Eukaryota, Metazoa, Chordata, Actinopteri, Cypriniformes, Nemacheilidae. Gene Ontology annotation, molecular function: guanyl-nucleotide exchange factor activity. Gene Ontology annotation, cellular component: plasma membrane. Gene Ontology annotation, biological process: Ras protein signal transduction; positive regulation of GTPase activity. The transcript is spliced from 26 exons. Bases 129 to 2759 code for a protein of 876 amino acids. The record is from RefSeq and is a predicted model, not a curated record.
UGGAGCGGCGCGCGCAGUGCGCGGCAGGUCUCUCGCGUCUCCGUCGGAUCUCUCGGUUCAUUGCGGCGGCUGCAGGUCCGUCGAGCGUCGCGCGGUAUGUCGCGCCAGCGCCCGUGCGUGUGAGGAGGAUGAUGAGGACGAUGAUGGAGGAAUCAGACAGCAUCCCCUGCGCCGCGGAAGACGGACUUCUGUCCGGCUGGAGAUGGAACCGAACCGCCCGGGAUCAGGUCCAGAUCAAGCAGAAGAUCCGAGAUCUGCCCGGGUUAUUAAAACACGGACUCAACCUGCGCAAAAAGACCCAGUCACCUGAUACUGUCCCAGGACCCAGCACGGGCGUCACACCCAGACCUAAGACGUGCUCUCAGAGUUUUCCCUGCGCUGGACGAGCGUUGAGAAACGCUUUUCUGUCUCACGGACCGUAUCCAGCCAAAGACAAGAUUCACCUCGCUCGGAUAAUCAGGAGGAGUUAUGUCGGUGUGGAGUUGGUGCAGUGGUUAAUGGAACAGUGUGUUACAGUUCAGUGCCGGUUAAUGGCGUCACGUGUCUGGCAGGUGCUUCUGGAGCUGGGAAUACUACAUUCAGUGGACCAUCGGGUUGUGUUUGAAGACUCAAACACAUAUUAUCAGUUCUCGUUUGAGGAGUGUGACGCUCAGGGCUGUGAGUUCAGAAAUGAGGAGGAAUGGCAGAAUGGAGUGCGUCUUCUUCUUCAGAUCGUACCAUACGUCCAGUUCAGAGUCGUCAGUCCGCCAGAGGAAGAUCCCGACAGAAAGCGAGAUAUCUGCGGUGAGAUCCUUCAGAUGAAAGCACUCGAGAGACUCACGUCUACAGUACAGAAUGAACUGGCUGCUGCUCUUGCGAGAAAAGCAAAGAAAUCAAUGUCAGAAGAUGAGAGCUCAGAGGCAUCAGACUGUGCUUCACCAGACCCCCCGAAACCCACCGAAGACAAAAGCAAGCAGGCGGGCGUCUGUGCUCUCCGAGCUCCGGAUGACUUCUCACGGAUGGAGAUGGUCCAGCGGCUGGCUAAAGACGGAUACCGCUUUCUUCAGAACCAGAACUACAGGCUGCCGGAUCGUUCUGCACAGGGUCCGGGCGAGGGCGUGGUGCGGGUCUGUCUGAAGGAGAGGGGUCAGGACGUGUUGGUUCUCCAGAGAGUCCCGGCGGAUCCUUCCUCUCCACAAACCGCGGGAAUCAAAGACGAGGACGCUGAUAAAAGGUACGUGGUGGUGUCCGGGACGCCCCACAAGAUCCUGGAGCAUCUGUUGAGUGAUCUGCGUCCGGAUGAGCAUCAGGGGGCAGCGGAGGGGAAAGAGGCGGAAAUGCUUCUGGAUGAUUUUCUGUUGACGUAUCUGGUCUUCAUGUCUACCAGUGAACUCUGUCAAGCCCUGCUGGGACACUACUGUACGAAGCGCUGUCGGGGUAAGGAGGAAGGGAAGGAGGCCCUCUACAGGAAGAGGAAGGUACUGCACCUGGUGUCUCAGUGGAGCUCGCUCUAUAAAGACUUUCUGAGAGAGGAGGAGAAUGUCAAGCUCUUCAUGAAGACGCUGUAUCGAUAUGUUUUAGAAGACGUUUAUGAGUUUCCUACACUGGAAAAGGACCUGAAGGAAUUCCAGAAACUUCUGCGCCGCAGACACACAAUGGAUGACUAUUCUCCACACCAGAAGAACAAAGCUCUUUAUCAUCAGCUGAGUCUGAAGGAGAACAGCGUUCAGCUCCGAGUGCCUCCUAUCGAGAGUAAAGACGUGAUGUGUCGUGUGUACGUGAGCUCAGACUCUUAUCUCAGUAUGAGGGUUAAACCUGCAGUCGUGGCUCAAGAACUUCUGCACAUCAUCGCUCAGAGGAUGGACAGAUGUGAAGACGACAUGAUGCUGGUGGUCCAGACAUACAGCGGAGAGAAGCGAGUUCUUCAGCCUCAUGAAAGUAUUUAUUCAGACUCUCUGGGGACUCCAGGUCGACUGACCGCCUGUCGCAAAGACCUCACUGAGAUUCUGCCUCCUCUGAUGGAGUGUCCAGAGCUGGGUCAGAAGCCCGUCCGACUGCUAGGAAUCAACACAUGGGACGUGGCUGUCGCUCUCACCAACUUCGACUGGAAUCUCUUCAACUCCGUUCACGAGCAAGAGUUGAUCUUCUACACGUUCAGUCGUCAGGCGAGCAGUGGCCACACGGUGGCGCUGGAGUUUCUCCUUCAGCGCUGUAAUGAGGUCCAGCAGUGGGUGAUGUCUGAGGUCCUGCUCUGUCCGUCGCUGGGAAAAAGAGUCCAGCUGCUCAAGAAGUUCAUCAAGAUCGCUGCUCAUUGUAAAGCACAGAGGAAUCUGAACUGCUCAUUCGCUGUCAUCAUGGGUCUGAACACGGCCUCUGUGAGUCGUCUCAAUCAGACGUGGGAGAAAGUUCCUGGAAAGUUCAAGAAGCUUCUGUCCGAGCUCGAGCUGUUGACGGAUCCGUCCAUGAACCACAAGGCCUACAGAGAAGCUUUCAAGAAAAUGAAACCUCCCAAAAUACCCUUCAUGCCUCUGCUGCUCAAAGAUAUCACCUUCAUUCACGAGGGGAACAAAACAUUUCACGAUAAUCUCGUCAAUUUUGAGAAACUGCACAUGAUCGCCGAAACGGUCCGACUCAUUCGCCACUGUCAGACCGAUCAGACAGGAAAUGAAGUGUCACAGUUUGAGAGUGCUGAAGUGAAAUCCAGCGUUCAUUUCCUUCACAUCAUUGACAAUCAGCAGACGCUCUUUGAACUGUCUCACAGGCUGGAGCCGAGAGUCUAACAGCGCCACCUGAUGGACGUUCAUCUCAGACACAGGUUCAGCUGUUCACACACUGGACACAGACUGAUGGAGACUGUGUUUAAAAUGUAUCUGUGUUUCACAAGAAGGCGUUUCACUUUCACAGCCAAAUACACCAGAACACAGAACUUCAGCGUGUUAGAGGACACUGGUUGUGCUCUUUUACUCUUAAAUUGUUUAUUAACUAUUGUCAGAGUUUAAUGUUGGUUGAUAUGAAACGUUUCCUGUCUGCAAAACGCAAAAAAUGUUUUGUUGAAAUCUUACUGAACAUGGCUUUUUAUCUUCGAGGAAAUGUGUGCUGAUGUUUAUGUGUGAAUUAAAUCAUUCAAACGGUCAGGGCUGGGCGAUAUUUAAUAUAUUUAAUAUAUUAAUAUUUUUGAUCUCGAUUUUUUAAUAUUUGCUCUUAAGUAGAGUGACUUGGUUUCACACGUUUCAACAAACUUUUGUUUAAUGGAAAUGCAGUCAAUAUCUAGUUUCAAAUAACCAACCAUUUUGAAUUUAUAUACAACAAUAAAUAAACAGCAAUAUUUAUUUACACCUAUUUUUACCAUUUAAAAUAUAACAAAAUGACACACAGAGACUUUUGUAAAUCUAAAGUUGUCUUCAACAAAGUUUAAAUUGCAUUGAAAGUGAUAUUUAUUUUAAAUCGCCAGCCAAAUGAUCACAACUAUUUUGUGACGUAUCUGACGUAUCGCCCGGCCCUACAGACAGCGCACAUUUGAUAAACUCACGAUGAUGUCAUCAAGUACUCACUUUAUACUGACUCCUCUUCUUAAAGACUUUCAGCUUUUUGUUCUUAUUUAAGGUUCCACGUUUUAGCUCAUGUGAGAUGUGACCGCAGCCGGUUUUCUGUGACAAUUCAGUGACUGAAGCUUUUCUUAUGGAGUGUAAUGUGUACAGUGACCUGCCAGUAUUAUUUCAUUCAUUGUUUUUGUCUGUUUGAUGCUCAAAGCUCUUGAACAGGUUGUUUUCGUGGAGUUUGGCUGCUUUCUAACGCCACUGCAUUUCAAUAGGGUUUAUAUUCACAGUACUGAAGCUCUUGUGUCAAAAACAUUUCAGUUUUAAAGAAAUCUUAAAGCAACAUGCAUGCAUAUUGUAUUUGCACUUACAUCUUGGUUUGUACAUUAUCGUGGAAGAAUGUAUAUACUGUACGUUUAUAUAUGUAAAGAAAAAAGUCAUUGGUGGUUUGCAUACACACACAUUUCCGUGCCAAGCACUAUUAUGGGAGAUGAAUGCAAUAUGAGAAGAUUUUAAUCUCGUGUCAAAUGUUUCAAAAGCCUUAGAUGCACCCCCGGUUUGUCCUGAAGUGAUGCUUCAGUGCACUAACAUUCAGAUUUUCAGAAAAAAAUAUCAGAAAAAAGUGGGAUUUGAUAUCAAGAUGUCAGCGUUUAUUAGGUGGAUUACGUCGUUGCAUUUUAUUUAUGAUACCUCAGUUUGGUUUCAUUGUAAUAAUUGAAAAGCUCAGGAAAGAUUCACAGUUUCGACAUCACAGACGUCUACAUGGGAAGCAUGAUUUUCUACAGUAUUUUUAAAAAGACAUAAGAUUGGACUGCUGCCCUUUGAAAUCUGUGCACAUCCCUACUGCCGCAUUUUACUCACUGCCACAGAAUCACAAACAUGUGAAAAUGAAAACAAGAGAUUUUAUUUAAUAUGUUUAAUCAGUUGUGUUAUGUUGUGUUUGGAGAUAUAUUUCAGGGUAAAGAAUGUAAGAUUUGCCAUUUAAACAACAGAUGGUGUUAAAAUUGCGUCUGUAGGUCAACAAUUCUGUAAGUGUCAAGCAAGAAAUGUUCAGGUAAUAUUUCACCCCAAAAUUUAAGGAGAUUUACUGUAAUAAUGUGCAUAAACAAAAUGAAGCCUAUUUUACGAUCAUAAAGAUACGAUCUUUUUAAGAUAUUGUUUUUGCAUUUGGACAUUUUAAUUUUUUGUGAAAAUUGCUGUUAAGUGCAAAAAAGUAAAUGAAAACAAAAUGUAAAUGAGGUAAACGAUGAAGUAAAAUCUGCGUUUAAUUGUCACAACAAAAAUAAAUCCUAAUAGUUUUCAAAUAGGUUUCAUAGAUUUUUCAUUUAUAUUUUUGUUUUUUUUUGUGGUCUGAUCAUGUUUCUGACAGCAUUGAGAGAUUAACUCAUGUUUAAAUGAAUAUUUCUGAGGUUUGCUGUUUUCUGAAAGUCUAAACUUUGUUGGGGUGUAUUACAAACAGACGGUCCUGCUGGAUUUUGGAUUGCGUCUUGUGCUGUCACGACGAGAGAUUACAAAUUAUUUUAUUUUGAAAAGAAACUACAUUUACUUUGCCAUUGUCAAAUGAUGUUUUCAUAUUGUAAUCAUAUUACGGAAGCUCAUGGAAAGGCACUAAGAAAUAAACGUUUUGGGGUCUUGAUGUAAUCUGCAAAUGUAAAUCUAGCAAUGCUCUGAAUAUAAGACUCAAUGUUUAAAAAGAGAAAGGGUUUUAAAGCAAUAUAUUUACAGGUGUACGGUUUUUCCUCUGUUGCUAUAGAAACACACGUCUUUUCUAUAACCUGCAUUUUUACAAUAAUGUUCAAAAGCAAAAGAGUCAAUAAAAGAUUUAUGUAACAGUA